Molecule: messenger RNA, 3223 nt
Organism: Cuscuta campestris
Lineage: Eukaryota; Viridiplantae; Streptophyta; Magnoliopsida; Solanales; Convolvulaceae
Source: the annotation of a GenBank genome assembly
UUUCCCAGCUGCUUCUGCAACUAUUCACCAGAUCCAUCACCCACCCAGGACAUAAGAAGAAGAAGAAGCUAGCCCGUCAAGGACCGCUAUUUUCGCUGGCGUUAUAUUCUCUCUCUUUUUUUUAGAAAAAAUUUUAGCUUAAAAUUAUAAAUCUCUCAAGGAAGAAAAAAAAGUGAGAGAAAAUAUUUAAGUUUAUUUUAUAAUAUACAUAUAAAUACAGUUUCAGCCUUUUUGCUGUCAAGACAGACAGACAAGGAGGAAAAAAACCUCGGUUUUAACAUCCUAAAAAAACUUAAGUCAAACCUAUAUAUAUCUACACACCAUGAGAGAGGUAGAGAGAGAGUCGUCAUCUUUAGGGUUUCUUCUGGAGAUAAUAUAAAGUUCAGGGACCUUGUGUGAAGUUUCCGGCCGGCGAAGGGCGACGGCGGCGACGGCGGAUGACUGACUGUGCAGAUCUACAGCUUUGAAGAAGUAACAAGUUUUAUUCAGCUUGGUAAUAAUAAUAAUAAAUUAAAAAAAGAUGUAUCAGCCAAAUAUGUACCUGGAGAGCCACCAACACCACCACCGCGGUGGCCACCACCACCUGCUCGACAUGAGCGGCCACAAAAACCCGGAAAACGAGUUCGACAGCAUGAUAAGAGAGGAAGAGUACGAGAGCAAAUCGGGGACGGACAUAAUGGAGCCGCCGUCCGGCGACGAUCAAGAUCCCAAUCAACGCCCCACCAAGAAGAAGCGUUACCACCGCCACACUCAACACCAAAUCCAAGAAAUGGAAGCGUAUUUUAAAGAACACCAGCAUCCAGAUGAUAAGGCAAGGAAGGAACUUGGACGUAGAUUAGGGCUCGAGCCUCUACAAGUCAAGUUCUGGUUCCAAAACAAACGCACUCAAAUGAAGGCGCAACACGAGCGCGGCGAGAACUCACAACUGAGGGCAGAGAAUGAGAAGCUUCGCGCCGAUAACAUUCGUUACCAGGAAGCACUCAGUAACGCCACGUGUCCGAACUGCGGUGGCCCUGCUUCUAUCGGAGAGAUGUCGUUCGACGAACAACAGCUAAGAAUCGAAAAUGUUCGUCUAAGAGAAGAGAUUGAAAGAAUUACUCAAAUUGCUGCAAAGUUUGUUGGGAAGCCAAUGCUCUCGUUCUCAAACCUGCCACCUCACGGGCCGAACCGGACGCUUGACCUCGGGGUCGGAAGCUUUGGGCACAUGUCGGGGGAUUUGUACGGGCCGGGCGACGUUCUCGGGUCGGUUUCGGGCCCGACUGACGCUGACAAACCGGUGAUUAUUGAGCUGGCGGUGGCUGCAAUGGAGGAGCUGGUCAGAAUGGCUCAAGCCGGGGAGCCAUUGUGGGCCCCGUGUCCCGAAAACUCGGCUAACAAGGAGGCAUUGUGUGAGGACGAAUAUGUCCGGUCGUUCCCUCGGGGAAUCGGACCGAAACCGCUCGGAUUGGUCUCCGAAGCGUCGCGUGAGUCUGCUGUUGUCAUCAUGAACCACAUUAAUCUCGUCGAAAUUCUCAUGGAUGUGAACCAAUGGGCAAAUGUGUUUGCUGGAAUUGUGUCAAGGGCAAUGACUUUGGAGGUUUUGUCAACUGGUGUUGCAGGCAAUUACAAUGGGGCAUUGCAAGUGAUGAGUGCUGAGUUUCAAGUCCCUUCACCGCUCGUCCCGACCCGAGAAAAUUAUUUUGUGAGAUACUGCAAACAACACUCCGACGGGAUGUGGGCCGUGGUCGAUGUCUCGUUGGACACGUUGCGCCCGUCUCCGAUCUCCCGGUGUAGAAGAAGGCCUUCUGGUUGUUUGAUCCAAGAAAUGCCCAAUGGUUACUCUAGGGUAACAUGGAUCGAGCAUGUUGAGGUUGACGAUCGAUCUGUUAAUAACUUGUACAGACCGCUCGUCAGCUCGACCCUUGCGUUUGGAGCCAAACGGUGGAUAGCCACAUUGGACCGACAGUGCGAACGACUAGCUAGCGCAAUGGCUAAUAGCAUUCCAGCAAUAGAUGGUUGCGUGAUAACGAGUGCGGAGGGCAGGAAGAGCAUGCUAAAGUUGGCGGAGAGGAUGGUGAUGAGUUUCUGUGCAGGUGUGGGUGCAUCCACGGCCCACACCUGGACGACAUUGUCGGGAGGUGGGCCCGAUGAUGUUAGGGUUAUGACCAGGAAGAGCGUAGACGAUCCCGGGCGGCCGCCCGGGAUCGUCCUAAGCGCCGCCACUUCUUUCUGGCUCCCGGUCCCGCCCAAGCGAGUCUUUGAUUUCCUUCGUGACGAAAACUCAAGAAGUGAGUGGGACAUUCUCUCAAAUGGUGGCCUUGUUCAAGAAAUGGCACACAUUGCCAAUGGCAGAGAUCCAGGCAACUGUGUAUCUCUAUUGCGUGUUAAUAGCGCGAAUACGAGCCAAAGCAAUAUGUUGAUACUUCAAGAGAGUUGCACGGACUCGACGGGGUCCUUCGUGGUAUAUGCACCGGUGGACAUUGUGGCCAUGAAUGUGGUCCUAAGUGGGGGCGACCCUGACUACGUCGCCCUCUUACCCUCAGGUUUCGCCAUCCUCCCCGACGGGCCCACAACCACUGGAGGAGGUCAAAACUCCGACCAGACCGGAGGUGGGCCCGGCGGGUCUCUACUCACAGUGGCGUUCCAGAUAUUGGUCGAUUCGGUCCCCACCGCGAAACUCUCCCUCGGGUCGGUCGCGACGGUCAAUUCCCUCAUCAAGUGCACCGUCGAGAGGAUCAAAGGCGCUGUCGCGUGCGAAAACGCCUGAGAUUCUGUCUCGAGGCGUUCUUUUUUUUGGAGGAAUGAUAAUAAGAAGUCAAGAACGCACCUGAAGCCAUCCUUGUGGACUGGUGGUCUGUUAAUGAGAUGAAAACAAAGCAGAAAAGCAUUUCACCAGGGUGAUAGGUUCGGGAAUUGACUUUAUGGUAAUGAUGGGGAAGAAGAAGAAAGAUUAUUAUUAUCAUAUUAUUAUUAUUUAUAUUAUUAUUAUUACCAGUAUUAUUAAGAUUAAGGUUGCAUGCAAACGUUGUUUAGGUUGUUGAAAUGUUCCAAGUAAUCAUAAUUAGUACGUUGAUGUUGUCUGUCUAAUAUGUUUGUUUGGCUUAGCAGUGUACUUAGGCCUGGCCUCUAGGGUUUUUAUUUCUCAAUUUGUAUGUGUUCUUCGAAGAAAAACAAAGUUUGGUAGUUUUGACUAUGGGAAUUGAAUCUUUUGCUGACGAAUUUUAAAUUAAUUGUUCAAUUCUGU